CUGACUGGUGGCAUUAGCCGAGUGGGAUGGCGACCGAGAAGACGGCGCUGCUGAAGGCACCGGCGGACGACCGCGCCAUGGCGCUCGAGUCUGCGAUCGACGACGCGACGGGUGAAGGGGACCUGAAGAAGCUCGAGAUGCAGCACCUGCUGCAAACCAAAGAUUCGUGGACGUGGUACCGCCUCGCGUGCCAGUUUCGAUUUGCGUACAUGUCGUUUCUCGUGCUCAUGGUGAUCGUCAUGUUUUCGUUCUCGACGUUGAUGGAAGUGUUCUUCUCGGUGUUUCUUCCGUCGGCCCAAGCCGCCCCCGGCUUUGUCGUGCGGUGCAUCGUGUUCCUGGGCAUCCUGCCCUUCUUGAUCAUCCUCCUCUCGUACGUGUUUGAAGAGUCAUGCCGAUUCUUCAUGGAUUCGCUCGACAGUUCGGAAGGCAGUUUGCCCAACUUUCGCCUGAGUGUUGCUGUCGUCCUCCAUUACCUUCGCCACCACAAGGAAAUGCCCGAGGACGACGUCGGUCGAGCCAUUACGUACGACCCCUACAAGGACGAUAAGCCCGAGACGGCAGAAUCCAACACAGACGCCGAAACUAAGACGACGCACCACGUGAUGCAUCCCAAGUACCGGUGGAAGCUCGCGAUUCGCCGCGUGAUCGCGCGCCGCAAAGCUGCCAUCGUGUUUGGCACAACGUCGUACGACGGGCCUCCGAUCGACUACAGCACGUUUGUGAUUGUGGACUUGAUCUGCCCGGUGGUGUUUGAAGUGGCCACGUUGGCCGGCUUCAUCUCGGAGCUCGUCGCGACGCAGUCCAUCAACGAAGCAUUCUAUCGGUAUCUCCGCGUCGGGUUCUUCACGAUGGGGUUCUACCUCGCGCUCUGGAUGGCAUGCCACUGGUUUAGCAGCCGCAAUAGCCGCAUGCGCGAGCUGGUCGCCAACUACCACCGCACGCGCCGCGCGUUGGAAAAAAAGAUUUCGAUCAUCGUGCAUGAAGAAACGUUCAAGAGUUUCUGGCUCUUGGACUUGGGGUUUCGCGUGAGCCACACGGUCCAGCGCAGCAUCGCGCGCGCGCCGGCGUGGUGCUGCGGCUGCUUCCAGUCCAAGACAACAUUGCCCCACGAUGCUCACGUGUCCAUGGAGCCGUCGGCAUUUGAACGGUGGCACAAACCCCACACGGACAUGUGUUUGAACCCGUGGAAGCGCCUGUCGCUCAACGGCCGCCUCCUCGCGCUCUUCCCGGCGGUCGUCCUCUCGGCGUACUUGAGUCUGUUGUCGUUUUACGUCGGGUGGCCCUUGAUGGGCUUCUUUCUCGUUGUCGGCGCCACCACGAUCCAGCAGCGAUUCCCUCAAGUGUUUGGCGACGCCUUUCGCCACUUUGUCACGGCCUUUAUUCUCGUCUCGUUUGUCUUUUUCACGUCGUCGUUCGUGGUCGGGACGUUUGUCACGGGCGGCAACUUUAACGUGCGCCCGCCCCAUGCCAACCAAGUGGUCGACGUGCCGCGCGUCGAAAUGUGGGGCCAGAUCCCUCGGUACGCCGUGUGCAACCUCAACCAGUCGGGCCUCGGCAUUGUCGACUUUAUCCUGCUUGCGGACGCAGCAUACGGUCGCAACACGAGCCUCCAGCAGCAGAUGCUCCACGAACGGUUUGAUGGGACGGGGCUGCGCCAUUGGAACUUUACGGACGCGAGCGACCCCGUGUUGGACCAUCAAAAGUGGUUCCAAGUCGACUUUGUCGAUAUUAACACGACCGUCGUCGCGAUUCGCGGGACAGCGUCCGCUGCCGAUGCGCUCGAAGACAUGCACUACUGGUUUGGCAUCACCAUCAUGCAAGCUGCCAACGUCUUUAUCCCGUUUCUGACGCAGCUCCCCCAGGACUUUGUCGUCCAGUUGCUCAGCAUGAACGUGCUUGAAAAGAUCACGCCGCCGCCAGUGUACACGAAUCUGGUCAAGAAGGUGUCCGACCUGCGCGCCGCCGGCAAGCGCGUCGUCCUUACCGGCCACUCUCUCGGCGGCGCGAUGGCGGCCAUGGUUGGGGCCAAGACCCACACGCCUGCGAUCUCGUUCUCUGGCCCCGGCCUCGCCUACACUCGAGGUCGCUUCCACCUCGACGAAGCCGACAUCCGCGACUACGUCAUGACGAUCAAACCUGUCAGCGAUAUCGUACCCCGCGUAGACGUCCUUGGUGGCAUGGUCCAGGACAUCGAAUGCCGCAAGACCAACCCACUUGCAUGCCACGGAUCGUCCACCCACGCGUGCGAGCUCUACAUGGCGUGCGGCGACAAGCGCCACCGGGACUGGUCGCAAGCCACUCAAUGUGCCGACUACAUCGAGACCAAACCACAGUCGACGCCAUCCACCGAACUCUAAGUCAU
Messenger RNA from Aphanomyces invadans, 2362 nucleotides. RefSeq lists its product as hypothetical. The coding region runs from base 27 to 2357 and encodes 776 amino acids. The transcript has 2 exons. NCBI's taxonomy places the organism in Eukaryota, Oomycota, Saprolegniomycetes, Saprolegniales, Verrucalvaceae. Gene Ontology annotation, biological process: lipid metabolic process. The record is from RefSeq and is a predicted model, not a curated record.